UCAUAUCCACCAUGGGAACUCCCAUUCCAUGCUCAGCGCAAGAGGAGCACAUUUUCCGAAGCCGACAUCCGGCGGUUGUGGUGCCAGACAUCACACUCCCUGAUUUUGUGCUCCAAGAUGCUGAAUUGUAUGCUGACAAGGUAGCAUUUGUGGAGGCUGCGACAGGAAAGACGUUUACUUACGCUGAGGUAGUUAGAGACACUAGGAGGUUCGCUAAGGCCUUGAGGUCUCUCGGCCUAAGAAAAGGACAUGUGGUGGUUGUAGCUCUCCCAAAUGUUGCUGAGUAUGGCAUUGUAGCACUAGGAAUAAUGGCUGCUGGCGGUGUGUUUUCGGGUGCUAAUCCUACUGCACAUGAAUCAGAACUUAAGAAGCAGGCGGAGGCUGCAGAUGCUAAGCUUAUUGUCACAAAUGACCUUAAUUAUGGAAAGGUGAAGGGUCUAGGGCUACCUGUAAUCGUACUGGGUGAAGUAUGCAUUAGCACUGCCGUGAAUUGGAAUGAACUGCUUGAUGCAGCUGACCGUGCAGGCGAUACACUUGCUUAUGAGGAAGUCCUCCAGAGUGAUCUAUGUGCACUUCCAUUCUCAUCAGGCACCACAGGGAUGUCAAAGGGUGUAAUGCUAACCCAUCGGAAUCUGGUGGCUAAUUUGUGCUCCAGUCUCUUCAGUGUAGGACCAGAAAUGGUGGGUCAGGUUGCCACACUAGGCCUAAUUCCAUUCUUUCACAUAUAUGGUAUCACUGGAAUAUGUUGUGCCACCCUUAGGAACAAGGGGAAAGUAGUGGUGAUGGGUAGGUUUGAGCUCAGGACAUUUCUGAAUGCAUUGAUCACACAAGAGGUCAGUUUUGCACCAAUUGUGCCACCAAUAAUUUUAGCCUUGGUUAAGAACCCUAUAGUGGAUGAAUUUGAUCUCAGCAAGCUCAAACUCAAGGCUAUUAUGACCGCAGCAGCUCCACUCGCCCCGGAGCUGCUCACAGCCUUCGAAAACAAGUUCCCUGGCGUCCAGGUUCAAGAGGCAUAUGGACUGACAGAGCACAGCUGCAUCACACUCACUCAUGGGGAUCCUAGUAAAGGCCAUGGCAUUGCAAAGAAAAACUCAGUAGGAUUCCUCCUUCCAAAUUUGGAAAUCAAGUUCAUCAAUCCUGAAAACGGUCAAUCUCUCCCUGAGAAUACCCCUGGUGAAAUUUGUGUAAGAAGCCAGUGUGUAAUGCAAGGUUACUACAACAACAAGGAGGAGACCGCCAGGACCAUUGACGCUGAUGGAUGGCUGCACACUGGUGACAUUGGGUACAUAGACAACGAUGGAGAUAUCUUUAUUGUGGAUCGCAUCAAAGAACUAAUCAAGUACAAGGGUUUUCAAGUAGCUCCUGCUGAGCUAGAGGCUAUCCUCCUCACCCAUCCCUCAGUUGAAGAUGCAGCUGUCGUGCCGUUGCCAGAUGAAGAGGCAGGAGAGAUCCCAGCUGCUUGUGUUGUGAUGAGCAAAGGUGCCAAAGAAAGUGAAGAAGAUAUAAUGGAGUUUGUUGCCUCUAAUGUUGCUCAUUACAAGAAAGUGAGAGUGGUGCAAUUUGUGGACAGCAUACCAAAAUCACCUUCAGGGAAAAUAAUGCGAAGGCUUCUUAAAGAGAAGAUGGGGACUACCUCCAAAGCUAGCUAGCCAAUGAAACAUUGUCGAAGUGACACGGCCUUGUGGUGUCUUAAUUAUCUUUUGAUUAAUUAUGUGAGGAUUAAUGACUUGUUUCCCAUGAUAAUUAACUUAAUCCUUUUCCCUUCCAG
Messenger RNA from Populus nigra (black poplar), 1768 nucleotides. Its product is annotated as 4-coumarate--CoA ligase-like 1. Gene Ontology annotation, biological process: fatty-acyl-CoA biosynthetic process. Gene Ontology annotation, molecular function: long-chain fatty acid-CoA ligase activity. The record is from RefSeq and is a predicted model, not a curated record. The transcript is spliced from 6 exons. Bases 12 to 1649 code for a protein of 545 amino acids. NCBI's taxonomy places the organism in Eukaryota, Viridiplantae, Streptophyta, Magnoliopsida, Malpighiales, Salicaceae.